Molecule: messenger RNA, 1022 nt
Organism: Impatiens glandulifera
Lineage: Eukaryota; Viridiplantae; Streptophyta; Magnoliopsida; Ericales; Balsaminaceae
Product: PLASMODESMATA CALLOSE-BINDING PROTEIN 2-like
Exons: 4
Coding region: 100-753 (217 amino acids)
Source: RefSeq, a predicted model, not a curated record
AGCCAUUUUCCCAAUCAAGCACUUUCUCUCUCUCUUCCCUUCUCUUUCUCUCUCUACAGAGCCUUUCUCUAAGCACUAAGCACCGCUAUCCUUACAACAAUGGCAGUAAUGGCGAUAUUUGUCCUUCUUCUAUCAAUGACCAGCUAUUCAAGUGCCACAUGGUGCAUAUGCAAGGACGGAAUAAGUGACAAUGUAUUACAGAAAACUCUAGACUAUGCUUGUGGUAAUGGAGCAGAUUGCAAUCCGAUUCAUCCAACAGGCACUUGUUACGGUCCAAAUACAUUGAAAGCUCAUUGUAACUAUGCGGUUAAUAGUUUCUUUCAAAAGAAAGGUCAAGCUCAGGGAACCUGUGAUUUCACCGGCACCGCUACUGUUAUCACAUCUGAUCCUAGCACUACUGGCUGUUCUUAUCCUUCAAGUGCCACCAGUGGGACUACCCCAAGCACUACAACACCGGUCAGUGGCACUCCAACUCCGGUAUCUUCAACUCCAAUAUCCACCACACCCCCAGCUGGCACCACCCCUUACUCUGCCACACCGAUUGGCGGAAAUACACCUUACUCAGCCACUCCGGUUGGCAAUACGCCUUACUCAGCAACUCCGGCUGGAGGAAUAAUCGGAGGUGCGGGAACAGGGAGUACAGGGUUAGGGCCAUCGGGUAUGACUGACCUCAGCAAAGGUGUAUUUUUGCUGAAGGAAUCUGGUUCGCUAUUGUUCUUGGUAUUUGUCGGGCUUGUGUUUUUGUGGGUAUGAUGGAGGAAGCUAAUUGGCGAGAAUUUAAGGUGGGAAAGUUAUGGUGGAUUUAAUUAGAUUAUAGUAUGUUAAUUAUUAUGGUUGUUUCUAUUGUAUUUUUGUUUUGGUAUUUGGUACUUGUUGUUGUUGUUCAUGUGCAGGCAGUUUGUUGUAGAAUUACUAAUAUUGACAACUUGUGGUUAGUCAAAGACCAUGUUUUCUUGUACUAAGCCAACAUAUGAAACUAAGAUCCUGUUUGGAAGAGUUAUUUUAAGCAGUAGUUUGUUUUU